Messenger RNA from Panicum hallii, 1694 nucleotides. RefSeq lists its product as uncharacterized. NCBI's taxonomy places the organism in Eukaryota, Viridiplantae, Streptophyta, Magnoliopsida, Poales, Poaceae. The record is from RefSeq and is a predicted model, not a curated record. The transcript has a single exon. Bases 44 to 1504 code for a protein of 486 amino acids. Gene Ontology annotation, molecular function: methyltransferase activity.
GCCGCGUCGCCCGCCCGUCGUUGCGCGGAUCGUCCCGCCAACAAUGGAGGGGUUCUGCUUCGCGCGGUGCCGGUUCACGCGGCUCAUGGCGGCAAUGCAGCUGGUGCUGGGCGUGUUCGUCAUCUUCGUCAGCAUGGCCAGCCUCCACCGGUUCUACGCCACCAACAGCCUCCUCCCGGGCCUCGAUGACCCCGCCCUCUGCGCCAAGUUCCACACCGUCGCGGGCGCCAGCGGGUACGCCGGCUUCGACAUCCGCGCACUAGCGGACCGCGUCGACGACGUGCUCGUCCAGCUCGCCGAGCUGCAGGAAAAGCUUGAGGCCACGGCGCUCAAGAUCGCCAAGAAGUCCAAGAAGAGCAAGGCCCGCCACAAGCAGCCGGAGAACAUGACCAUGCCGGAGUUCAGACACUUCCUCGAGGACGAGGUCAUCCACCCGCUCUACAGCGCGCACAUCGCGCUCCGCCUCAUCCGCAUCCCGCGCCCGGACCCCGACGGCGGCGACGGCGACGCGGCCGGCCCGGCCGUAGACCCGCUCGUCAACUUCUUCACGGCCGAGGAGACGCGUAAGUACGUGACGGCCAAGGGUAACCGAGACGGCCUGCCGAGCGUGUACGGGACCAACCGGACGUACGGAACCAUCGGCCAUGCCUGCGUGCUCCUGCGGCAGGAGCUGGACGAGUACAUGAGCUACGACGUCGGCUCCCACUGCCCCGACGACUGGGACCUCGGCCAGCGCCUAAUGCUCGGCGGCUGCGACCCGCUGCCGCGUCGACGCUGCCUGGCCCUCGCCUCCAAGUUCUUCCAACGCCCGCUACCCAUCAACGAGUCGCUCUGGACGCUCCCAGACGACGGCAACGUCCGGUGGAGCCGCUACCACUGCCGCGGCUAUAAGUGCCUGUCCGCCAGGAACCAGCGGCGCGGCUACGACCGCUGCGUGGGGUGCUUCGACAUGGACCGGGAGAGGCAGCGGUGGGUGGCCGCGGCACCCAACGGCACGGCGUCGUCCCUCGCCGACUUCCGCAUCGACGACGUGCUGGCGGCAAAGCCCGGCGAGGUGCGCAUUGGCCUGGACGUGAGCGUGGGCACGGGCAGCUUCGCGGCGCGCAUGCGGGAGCGCAACGUGACCAUCGUGUCCGCGGCGCUGAACCUGGGCGCGCCGUUCGCGGAGACGAUCGCGCUGCGGGGGCUGGUGCCGCUGUACGCGACCAUGAGCCAGCGGCUGCCGCUGUUCGACAACACCAUGGAUCUGAUCCACACGGCGGGGUUCUUCGACGGGUGGGUGGACCUGCAGCUCCUGGACUUCGUGCUCUUCGACUGGGACCGCGUGCUCCGACCCGGCGGCCUGCUCUGGGUCGACAAGUUUGCCUGCGCGCGCAAGGAUCUCGACGACUACAUGUACAUGUUCCUGCAGUUCAGGUACAAGAAGCACCGAUGGGUCGUCUCCUUCAAGUCCAAAGACGAGGUCUACCUCUCCGCGCUGCUCGAGAAGCCACCAAGAUCAUGAUCCAACAUCCAUGCACAUCGACUCAACCAUUGGUCAGUGAAGGAGUAUAAGUGAACUGUUAAGAGAUAUACAGAGUACUACAUCUGGUUGUUUACCUGUACUGAUGAGCUUUGUAAUUUAGGGUCUGAUGAUUCAGUUUCAAUCUAACUUGCUGAUGAAUAAAUGCAAAUGUUUCGAAGUGGGUUUCCCA